This is a messenger RNA of Cryptotermes secundus, 2962 nucleotides long. Its product is annotated as superoxide dismutase [Mn], mitochondrial. Lineage: Eukaryota; Metazoa; Arthropoda; Insecta; Blattodea; Kalotermitidae. The record is from RefSeq and is a predicted model, not a curated record. The transcript is spliced from 5 exons. The coding region runs from base 262 to 939 and encodes 225 amino acids. Gene Ontology annotation, molecular function: superoxide dismutase activity; metal ion binding. Gene Ontology annotation, biological process: superoxide metabolic process. Gene Ontology annotation, cellular component: mitochondrion.
GCAACAGGAACAACAGGAACGAUCAGGAUCAGGAAGAUCGAGAACGCUACGUCACUAACUCAUGACAUUGCAAUACAUCUAUGGUCAUUAAAAGCUGAAUAGAAGCAAGAGACAGUGAAAUUUAAACCAUACUGAUGAUCAACUGUAAUCUUUGAUUCAAAUUUUCUGCUACAAGUCCGUAACAAUUACUUUCUAGGUUAUAUCGUUCAAAGUCGUCAAAGUAGUUUGUUAUAAAAUUGCACAAUAGUUACAUUGAUCGGAAUGAUUUCGUACAGGCGAGGAUUGUUAUCACUUAUCAGGUGUAAUCAUCCCAGAAUUCUGUGCAAUGGAGGUCAGCACCAGAAGCAUACACUUCCUGAUCUGCCAUAUGAUUAUAAUGCGCUGGAACCAAUUAUUAGUGCUGAGAUCAUGAAGCUCCAUCACUCAAAACAUCAUGCUGCUUAUGUGAACAACCUCAAUAUUGCAGAGGAGAAGUUGAAGGAAGCACAAGCAAAGAACUGUGUAAGCACGAUCAUCAGCCUGGGCCCUGCACUGAAGUUCAAUGGUGGAGGCCACAUCAACCACACAAUCUUCUGGCAAAACCUGUCUCCUACUGGAGGAAGCCCAUCAAGUGAAUUGGAAGAGGCUAUUAAAAAGGAUUUUGGCUCACUUGACAACUUGAAAGCACAGCUGUCAGCAGUAUCUGUUGGAGUGCAGGGAUCUGGUUGGGGUUGGUUGGGCUACAACAAACAGACAAAGCGACUUCAGUUAGCAUCCUGUGCAAAUCAGGACCCAUUGGAAGCAACAACAGGUCUUGUACCUCUCUUUGGCAUUGACGUUUGGGAACAUGCAUACUAUUUGCAGUAUAAAAAUGUGCGACCUGAUUACGUGAAGGCAAUUUUCGAUGUUGUUAAUUGGAAGGAUGUUUCAGAGAGGUUUGCCAAAGCAAAGUCUGGAUAAGAUGGUUGCUCAUUAUAUCUGCGUUCCUGAUGGAUUUAUCCUAUGGAUAGUUAUAUGCUUUCUAGUAACUUUAUGGUAAAGGAAAGUAAUUGACAUACUUGUGUCACAGAUUAAGCCAUUGUUCUGUUUUUCUGUAUAUGCUCUUGUAAACUACUUUCCUAAUGUGCUGUGUAGUGCCUUCCUUAAUGUGACACCUUUAAUUUCAUUUCAGAUGAAAUAAUGGUUUCUGGUAGUAUCAAUAUUUUCUUAUUCUAAAUAUGAAAACAUACUCAUGACAUUGAAAGCACAGAAGAAUAUCAGAUAUUUAACUGCUGUUUAAUUACAUUUUGUUUCACUUUUUGAAUUAGAGUGCUCUACUUGCCUCUUCUGUAAUAUUACAAAGACUGUCACAGGAUUUUAGUAAUUUGAUACAAUACCAUAUUGAAAGUAUUUUGGUAUUGGUAUAAAAAAAAUAAUAUUGUCUUAUCAUUUCUAUUGAUUCUCUGUCCAUUUCUGUAUGACAUUCAGGGAUUAGAGACCCAGUCUUUCUUGCCUGUUUCUGAUGUAACGCGUCAGACUUUUUAUAUAUAAUCACAUUUCUUUUAAAUCUAGCACAUUUUAAGAUUUGCCUUGAUCAGUGAAAUAUCUUAUACAAUUAUGUGUGAUACCAGUGUGGAAAUUCAUGUUAAUAGCCAUUCCUGUCUACCAUAAUCGUGUUAAUUCAUGGACAGAGAAUUUUCAUAUAUCAUGUAAAAUGAGGAAAGGUGAAGUUAUUCAUAAAGAACAUACUGUCAUGCUAUAUAGAGAUGCAAAGUUCUGAUGCAUGAAAAUGCAUGGAGCUUUACCUCCAUUCCUCUAUGAAGUGUGUGGUUCUAGUCACAAGAAUAACUUCAUAACAAAGAAAGCUGAAAUUAUUUGUGAUAAAAUCAGUGAAUAUAACAUUAUAUUUAUAAUAUUAUGUGGCAAGACAUUAUUAUUUUUUCUAUCAAAACCAUGUAUGAAGGCAGCACUGUAAACUUACCUUUGAAAUAAUAUAUGUUAAAUCUAGUGAAUGUAAUGAUAUUGAAAAACAUUGGUGUCUCUAGUUCAUGCCCAGGUUGAUGUUGUCUCUGGUCCCUUGAAUAUUAAAACAUAUACAAAAAUGGAUGUAUACAACUUUUUAGUUGCAGUUUUUAUUACAGUACUGUAAACAUUUCAAGCAAUAUACAGGUUUAUGAACUGUUCCACCUUUUUCUACUAAUGAGUAGUGGCUAUGGAAUUUGAGUAUGAGCAUAUUGUCUACCUCAUCAUAUUGAAUUAAAAUUCUGUGAAGAUUGUAAGGAUAUUUUCCAGAAAUGUUUCCUGUAGGAGAAGAGAACCAGUUACAUAGAAACAUUUCCUGCAUGAAGUAUUAAGAUAUCUCUGCCAAGGGAUCAGAAUGCUGCUAAUUGCUAUGGUGUAGCAAUAGGAAUUUUAACAUGUGUGGUUUAAUAAUUUCUCUUCUAUUCGUUGCAAAAGGUAAUUGUCACUUAAGGCUGUGCAAUUUGUAUGUGGGUUGAGGAUGCUGCUGUAUGACAGAAAUCAUCGACGUCUUUCACUUAAAUACUAUAUGAGUUCAUGGCAGCUGCACCACAUUACAAGUCAGUAUAUAUCUGAAAAAAUGUCAAAAUUGUAUCUAUGCUCAUGGGGAGUGACUUCAAAUUAAAUUUGUAUUGAAUUUAAUUGUAAAUUGUGAUAUGUUCAUAUGGUUUUAGAAGACAGAAUUUGCAUGUUAUUGUACUGUAAGGCUUUAGUAUGCAUUCUGACUUGAUGUAAAAUUGUAACAUCUGUUUUUUUGGAAAAGUUCAUAUGUGUUUAUACACUGAGGAAAACUUGCCAAAUGACUGCAGUACCCAGAAACAUAAUUGAAAAAUAUAGGUCUGUAUAACACUAUGUUGUAAGCAUGCCCCAGUGUGUGAUUAUCUCAGAGCUGCUAGCAACACCAUUCUGUUGAAUUCUUUUUAAAUCAGAGGUGUUUUGACAAGUGUACUUUAGGAUUACAUAUAUUAUUUGGCCAUAUAUUGCA